CACAAUCGUGAUCCAUCCCUGAUCAGAUUAAGAUCUCCACUAUAUACAUUGUGGUUUGGUUUGUUAAAAUGUCAACAAUCUCGUAGACCGUAUGUCAAUAAAUUGCGGUACGGUUGUAAAAGAGAGACAUCAGUCACAAAUAAUUUCACGAAAAAUUGUUACUUAAAAGAGUGUUUAGAAAAUUACUUUAACAUCUAUUUAAACACCGACGUUUUCUAAAAAUUACUUUCUUGCGAUACUUCUGUUUUGAACACAAGAUAUUAAAAUAUGGACAGGCCAAUAGCAGCGGAUGUAGUAAUAAUAACAGGCAACUCUCAUCCCGAAUUAGCUAAUUUAAUUGCUGAUCGUUUAGGAGUGAAAACUGGGGGUUGUGCAGUCUAUUAUAAAACAAAUCGGGAGACCAUGGUUGAGAUUGGCGAUUCUGUCAGAGGCAAGGAUAUAUAUAUUAUACAAACUGGAACAAAAGAUGUUAACAACAAUAUUAUGGAGUUACUUAUCAUGGCUUAUGCGUGUAAAACAUCAUCAGCAAAAAACAUUGUUGGUGUAAUUCCAUAUUUACCAUAUUCCAAGCAAUGUAAAAUGCGUAAACGCGGUUGCAUUGUGUCAAAAUUACUAGCAAAAAUGAUGUGUAAAAGUGGAUUAACUCAUGUGAUAACCAUGGAUUUACAUCAAAAGGAAAUUCAAGGAUUUUUCGAUUGCCCAGUUGAUAACUUAAGAGCUAGUCCUUUCUUGUUACAAUAUAUUCAAGAAUCGAUACCUGACUAUCGUGACUCGGUCAUCGUAGCAAGAAAUCCAGGUAGCGCGAAAAAGGCAACCAGUUAUGCAGAGCGCUUAAGACUUGGAAUUGCCGUUAUACACGGUGAGCAAAGAGAAGCAGACACUGACAUGAAUGACGGACGUAACUCUCCGCCUGCUUCAUUAUCUUUAAGAACAAUGGAAGUUGGUGUGGGAGUUCCAAUUCACCCUGCUAAAGAAAAGCCGCCCAUAAAUGUUGUUGGAGAUGUUAGUGGAAAGAUCGCAAUUAUGGUAGAAGAUAUGGUAGACGAUGUACAAUCCUUUGUUGCUGCUGCAGAAGUUCUUAAAGAACGUGGAGCCUAUAAAAUUUAUAUUUUAGCCACUCAUGGUUUACUCAGUUCUGAUGCUCCUAGGCUUAUUGAAGAGUCACUAAUCGAUGAGGUUGUUGUAACCAAUACAAUACCUCAUGAACUACAAAAAAUGCAAUGUCACAAAAUAAAAACUGUAGACAUUAGUAUUUUACUAGCGGAGGCAAUUCGUCGAAUACACAAUAAAGAGUCUAUGUCUUAUCUUUUUAAAAAUGUUACCAUGGAGGAUUAAACUUUUUGUCAUUAUAUUUAAAUAAAAAGAAUUUACUGUUGUAUCAUUUGUAAGCACAUUACACUUUCAAUUCUCUUUUCAAAAAAAAAUGUUACCUUGAAAAAUUAAGCUGUUUGUGAUUAUAUUUUAAAAUCAAAACUUGUUAAUGACGAUAAUGCUGAUUUUUCUUUUUAUUACCAUCCGUAAACUGUGUAAAUAUUUUUUAAAAAAAUGUUACUUUUUUGCAUAUGUGUCUUUGUCUGUUAAAAAUAACACGAAGAAACCUUUGUGUCAUCUACUCGAUUGAGACCGGUGCGUCAGUGCCUUAUAGUGACAAAAAAAUUUAGGUUAUGUUUGUGAUUUUUAGAUUGAAAAUACACAAAGAGGAUCAACUCUUAAUACAAACCACUGAUGUUUAUGUAUUUAUGAGAUCCAAAAUAUUUAAUAGAAACUGAUUUUGAUUUUACAUAUUUACAAAUGAACAUUUAAUCAAGCUCAAAAUAUCAUUAGACAUAAACUAAAACUUUUUGCUUUUAAGGUCACUUUUCUCGUGGAGCGUCACAUAAAACAUAUUUUCAAAAUUUUAAAUAAAAGAUGUUUAUUUAAGUCAUCAAUUUCGCUUAAAAGGAGGUUUUAUGUGUCGCUGUUUACGAAUCUAACAUUAAAUUCUUAAUCAGACAUCCACAAAAUCCCUAAAUAAUAAGUUUCCAGCGAAAGGGAUAAAUUUUUAAAAAAUCUUCCGCCAUAAAAGUGAAAAAUGAUUUUUUGGACCUUAAGUCCCUUUUAUUUUAGCAAACCAAGGCACAUAUUGUUAAAAACUAGAAAAUAUAGUUAUUUAUUUUCGUCUCAAGUGGAGAUGGAGCCAAAAUACAAAUAAAAGAAUAUAUAUGUUUUAAUUGA
Messenger RNA from Leptopilina boulardi, 2214 nucleotides. Its product is annotated as phosphoribosyl pyrophosphate synthase-associated protein 2. The record is from RefSeq and is a predicted model, not a curated record. The coding region runs from base 268 to 1335 and encodes 355 amino acids. Gene Ontology annotation, molecular function: magnesium ion binding; ribose phosphate diphosphokinase activity. The transcript has 6 exons. Gene Ontology annotation, cellular component: cytoplasm; ribose phosphate diphosphokinase complex. Lineage: Eukaryota; Metazoa; Arthropoda; Insecta; Hymenoptera; Figitidae. Gene Ontology annotation, biological process: purine nucleotide biosynthetic process; 5-phosphoribose 1-diphosphate biosynthetic process.